Messenger RNA from Polychytrium aggregatum, 1290 nucleotides. Its product is annotated as nife hydrogenase-like protein. The annotation marks the transcript as partial. The record is from RefSeq and is a predicted model, not a curated record. Gene Ontology annotation, biological process: mitochondrial electron transport, NADH to ubiquinone. NCBI's taxonomy places the organism in Eukaryota, Fungi, Chytridiomycota, Chytridiomycetes, Polychytriales. Gene Ontology annotation, molecular function: NADH dehydrogenase (ubiquinone) activity; NAD binding; quinone binding. The transcript has 3 exons.
UCGCAGCCCACUCUUCAGAUGAACCCCGAUACCUACACCACCACGACUCGAUGGUUCGUUCCCCCAAAAGUCCGUCAGAACGCCAAGGUCUUGGAGGUCCCUUACUACGAGGGCGAGGAGCCCGCUCUCGAGAGCUUCACCCUCAACUUUGGUCCGCAGCAUCCCGCUGCCCACGGUGUGCUCCGUCUCAUUCUGGAGCUGAAGGGUGAGGUCAUUGUGCGCGCCGACCCCCACGUCGGCCUGCUGCACCGUGGCACGGAGAAGCUGAUCGAGUACAAGACCUACCUCCAAGCCCUCCCCUACUUUGAUCGUCUCGACUACGUCUCGAUGAUGUGCAACGAGCAGGCCUACUCGCUGGCUGUCGAGAAGCUCCUCAACAUCGACAUCCCCAUCCGCGCCAAGUACAUCCGUGUCCUCUUUGGCGAAAUCACCCGUAUCCUCAACCACAUUAUGGCCACCACCACCCACGCUCUCGAUGUCGGUGCCCUGACCCCCUUCCUGUGGCUCUUUGAGGAGCGUGAGAAGCUCAUGGAGUUCUACGAACGUGUCUCGGGUGCCCGCAUGCACGCCGCUUACGUCCGCCCUGGCGGUGUCUCUCUGGAUCUGCCUAUCGGCCUCCUGGACGACAUUUACCAGUGGGCCCUGCAGUACGGUGGCCGCAUCGACGAGCUGGAAGAGUCGCUCUCCAACAACCGUAUUUGGAAGGGAAGAUUGAUCGGCAUCGGCAAGGUCACUGCCCAGCAGGCCCUGGACUACUCGUUCUCGGGUGUCAUGCUGCGAGGCUCCGGUGUCGCCUGGGAUCUCCGCAAGGAGCAGCCCUACGACGGAUACGAGAACUUUGAGUUCGACAUCCCCGUCGGCACCAACGGCGACUGCUACGACCGUUUCCUGUGCCGUGUCGAGGAAAUGCGACAGUCGCUCCGCAUCAUCAGCCAGUGCAUCAACAACAUGCCUGGCGGCCCCGUCCGCGUCGACGACGCCAAGAUCGCUCCUCCCUUCCGCGCCGACAUGAAGACCUCGAUGGAAUCGCUGAUCCACCACUUCAAGCUGUACUCUGAGGGCUACUCUGUUCCUCCCGGCGAGACCUACACUGCCAUCGAGGCCCCCAAGGGCGAGUUUGGCGUCUACAUCGUCUCGGACGGCUCCAGCCGCCCGUACAGAUGCAAAAUCCGCGCUCCCGGAUUCCCCCACUUGGCUGGUGUUGACUUUAUGGGCAAGGGCCACUUCAUUGCCGAUGCCGUAACAAUCAUUGGUACCUGCGAUGUUGUCUUUGGUGAAAUCGAUCGCUAG